This is a messenger RNA of Paramecium octaurelia, 1327 nucleotides long. NCBI's taxonomy places the organism in Eukaryota, Ciliophora, Oligohymenophorea, Peniculida, Parameciidae. The record is from the annotation of a GenBank genome assembly.
AUUUAAUGAAGCCAUCAUCUAAUGCUUCUCAAUAAGCAAAUCAAUGGGCAUUGAAAAAGAAGGAGCAAAUGGAAAAGGCUGCUCAGAUGAGAGCAGAACGAAAAUUAGCUGCAACUGGAGAAAUGGCUUUGGGUACUAAAACAAAUUAUGGUACUUAUAUUAAGUAUCCAAAGAUUAUGAUAAACCUCCAAGUUAAAAUUCUUAAAAAUAAUAUUACUAAUCUGAUUUAGGUAAUAAUAACUUAAGAUAACAAUAAUAUGGUCAGCAGUAAUUUUAAAUGAAUGAUAUUGGUUUUCAAAAUGUUUAGCCUAACCGGCAGUCAUCCUUAGGAAAACAACAACCCUAACCUUCUUAUGAUAAGUAUGGUUAUAAUUAAAAUCCUCAAUUUACGAAUAAUAAACCUCCUAGUUAGGAAGGCUAAAGAAGAGUUUAGCAAGGAAUCCAAUAGAAACCAUAAAUGAAUUAAGUACAACAGAACAGAUAAUAAUAUGGCAAAAUUGAUGAUGACUACAAUUAUCAAAAUAGAUAAUACGGAUAACCCAAACAAUAAUAAUAAUAAUAACCAUAUAAUGCUAAAUAACCUCCACCAGUUUAAAAACAAUAAUAAUACAGACCACCUUCAGGAACAUAUGAUUAAUCUAAUGCAUAUAAUAAGCCUUCUAAUUAAACAAUAAAACCACCUGUUCAAUCCAUCAAGUAAUCAACAAAUAAUAAGUAAUCAAGUAAUCUUAGAAAUAAUUAACAACCCUCUUAAUAGCCCUAACAAUAAUACUACAAUCCUAUUGAUGACAUCCCAAUUAAAAAAGGUGAUAAUUAACCUAACAUUAAUAUUCAAAAUCCUGAACCAUUAUACGAGUGUUCAAAAGGAUGUGGCAGAUCUUUUGCAAAACUUGCUUUACAAAAACAUGAAAAGAUUUGUGUGAAAGUUUUUCAAAAAUAGAGAAAAUAAUUUGAUGCUCAGAAGCAUAGAAUUAUUAGCAAUGAAUAAAUUAAUCACAUUAAAAAUCAAGAUAAAAUUGAAUAAAAAUAUGAAAAAGCUUUAGGUUUUAUUUAUUUUAUUAUUUCAGCUAAAAAACAAAAUUGGAAAAAUCAAUCUGAAGCAUUUAGAGCUGCCAUAAUCGCUGCCAAAGGAGGAAAGUUAACAAAAGAUCAAAAGGUUCAAUAUUAAUAAUUAUAUAGAAUGCAAUUCAAGAAGCAAGCAAAUCAAAUUUAACAUAAUGCAACUAUUGUGGAAGAAGCUUCAACCAAUAAGCAGCUGAAAGACAUAUUCCAUUUUGUGCUUCAAAAGCAAAGUUUCCUCCUAAACAACCUUAAAAAAGGAGAUGAU